Messenger RNA from Marasmius oreades (fairy-ring Marasmius), 2088 nucleotides. RefSeq lists its product as uncharacterized. The transcript has 6 exons. The coding region runs from base 249 to 1979 and encodes 576 amino acids. NCBI's taxonomy places the organism in Eukaryota, Fungi, Basidiomycota, Agaricomycetes, Agaricales, Marasmiaceae. The record is from RefSeq and is a predicted model, not a curated record.
UGACGAACCGUCUUUAGCUUGAGAAACAGAAAUCGUCAUUCUGGCAUCAGGCGCAAACAAGGUCCAAACAAGCUCAUGCGGUGGGCUCGUGCAUACUUCCACUUGGAGUAGCUUUGCUGUUUCGACCACAGGCUCCUAGGUUUGUACAAAUCCCUUGUGCUCUCAAAGCACUUCCAUUAGCAAGUGUCAACAUCGGAGCUUCUCACCGUCAUUCUUAUUCUUUCUCAUAGAUUAGCAGCAAGCUCUGAAUGGCCGACACGCGUCUCGACAGAAACGCUUUGCGACGGUCUCGCUCUGCCCCAGAUGUCCCAUUAGAGUCCAGUCGACAGCCUCUGACAGUAAUCCUCCCAGCCCCCAGCGAUCUCAUCAACGGUCCUCGUAGUGCUGGGCCCUCUCACUCCUUUUCGUAUGGCCAAGGAUCGGAACUAUCGACGAUUGCGCCCUCUGGAACCACCAUAGCCUCUCCGCCCACUGCCAGCACAUCUUUUCGAGAAACACAAGCAGUUAUGCGAACAACGCCAGCUGCAGCUCAAGAUCGACCUCCACCUCGGCAAUUUCACCCUCAUCGUUCGUUCAUUUACCGAGCGAUGAUCUAUUUGGGCUAUGGUCGAGGGGCAUCACCAAAUCGGAAGAUCUUUGUUUCUCUGCUAUGGAAUCUUCUCUGGGGCUUCGCUCAGAUCGUGACUAUUAUCGGUGUACUAGCUUAUGCCGCAAGCAAAGAAAGCCCGGUGAUGACCGGUGUUAACGAAUGGGCUGCGUGCAGUCGACCUUUGGGGGUGUGGUCAUGCUUAUGGAUAGGGAGAGUCUUUGUGGCCUGCAUUCUAUCAUAUUGGGGUUGGAGAAGAGACCGAACUGCACGUGAAUUACGCGAUGAUCCUGAAGCGGGAACAUCCAAUGCUAUAUCUGAAGCUUCACAUCCAGCGACCCCUCCCGACCAGUCACAAGGUCGGAAUGGACGUGCGAGUCAUCAACAUGGUUCAAAUUCUUCUGCUUCAGCAGAUACAUCCAUACUCCCUCAUACCAUCUUGUUCAGAAGAUUAUCUUUAUUUUCUUCAUUGUAUAGCUUGAGCUGGUUUCUGACCGCCCAUAUUCUCGUCUACACAUCUGUCAACUCCUGUCGAUGGUCAUCCCCACAUCUAUGGUGGCUCGUCUUCAGCAUCCUGUGCAUCACUUACUUGAUGAUCUUGGAAGUUGUCGUUUUGGGGCUGGUCAUCUUCAUCAUUGGUCCUUUCAUCUUACUUUUGUGGAAUAUCUUUUUGAUAUGCGUCGGACGCCAUCCACUUCAGAAUCCACAUAUGAUCAAGCCAGAGAUCGGAAAGCUUCCGAAAUCAGCUGUAGACCGCAUUCCACUAGUCAUGUAUAUACCACCCCCCCCAGAUGCACCACCCGCAGAAGGUCCAAUCAAGUCCCCCGAAGCAGCACACUUAUAUCCCCCGAAACCUCCGCAAGUUUCUCCCUCCCGCUCGAAAAGGCGGUUUAAAUACAUCAGAAAGUUCUCGAAGACGAAAAAGCAAAACACUGGUGACGAAAAGGAGGCUGGAGAUGGUGUUCCACACGAAAACAAGGAAGACUCUUGGGAAGACCAUUGGGAGACGGAGGGCUAUCCUUUCGUUGUUUUGGACAACAAUCGUGCUGCUUGCGCUAUCUGUCUCAUGGAUUUUGAAGAACCGAAAAGGAUAAGUAAAAUAAACGGAACUGACACUCAGGAAACACUGGCAGGACCGAAUUUAUUGACGAAUAAUGAAUCCAUCGCAGAUUCACAAAAUAUUGCCGAGGAGGAACGGGAACGCGACCCUGCUACUAUGAGAUUGGAGGAUGCUGGAGUGGGCGCACAACCGCUUCGGCUUUUGGCAUGUGGCCAUGUUUUCCAUAAAACGUGCCUUGAUCCUUGGUUGAUCGAUGUUUCUGGCCGCUGUCCUGUAUGUCAGAGACGAGUUGAGGUUUCCGAGUCGAAAAAGAAGAAAAAGGGAGCCAGAUAGUCCUCGUGAUGUCGGAACACCUGUACAUUCUAGAAAGCCAUUAACUAGCGUACUGUAUUUCUAUUUCCACAGAGUAUAUAUAUUACAAAAAAAUAAUUUAUAACUCAUU